UUGGGCAUGGCAUCUCAGUUUUCUGGUAUAACUGCCAUUGGAUAUUACCUUACGACACUCCUGGAAACCCUGGGACUAGAUGUGGAAACUGCUGUAUAUGCAGAGAUUCCUAUUGGUUUCUGGACCGCCAUUAUAGCAUCCAUACCCUCGUAUCUAUUGGACAAAGUUGGUAGAAGACCUCUUCUUAUGUAUACUUUUCCUCCUCAGAUCAUUGCAAUCAUAUUCUCCUUGACCUCAUUUUAUAUUCCAUUGUCAAAAGCAAGUCAGCGAGCUGAAGACUAUUUCAUUGGAUAUUUAUUAUAUCUAGCUUUUAACAAUAUAGGAAUUUCAUCUAUUCAAUGGGUUGAAGCUGGUGAGCUAUAUGAAACAGAAGUAAGAAGUAUAGGUGCGGCAUGGUCAGCAUUUUGGAUAUUUGCUAGUGCUUUUGUCAACACAUAUACUUUUAGCAAGCAGGUUGACGCGGUAGGAGUAAAAGGACUAUACGGAAUGUACACAGGAUUCACAGUAUUCUUUAUGAUCGUGCUAUUCUUCAUCUUCCCGGAAACUAAAGGCAAGACACUGGAAGAAGUUAAAGAAAUUAUGGAAGGAGGAUUGCCGUUCAUUAUUCAUAAGAAUAUUGUGGAUGCAUGGAAUAACCUGAAAUACUUGUUCACUUUUGGAAAAAGAAAGGUAGAAUCUUCCAAACUCUCUCAAGAAACUUGAUAGUUGAAUUUAAUUCACAUUUGUUUUGUAUGACAAAGACAAUAAAUGAAUGAAUGAAUGCAGUUGAAUGAUAAAUAUGCAGUGUACGAA
This is a messenger RNA of Galdieria sulphuraria, 792 nucleotides long. RefSeq names its product MFS transporter, SP family, sugar:H+ symporter. Lineage: Eukaryota; Rhodophyta; Bangiophyceae; Galdieriales; Galdieriaceae. Bases 7 to 702 code for a protein of 231 amino acids. The transcript has a single exon. Gene Ontology annotation, cellular component: membrane. Gene Ontology annotation, molecular function: myo-inositol:proton symporter activity. The record is from RefSeq and is a predicted model, not a curated record. Gene Ontology annotation, biological process: transmembrane transport.